AUGAUCUAGCAAAGAUGCUAUAGUCGAUAUCAUGAAACUAGCAACUCUCUGAGUUCGCCGAAUCACUAUGAGAGUAUUUUAAGCUAGACAGAUGAAAUAGAUUCAUUUUUAGCUAGUUAAGUUUAAAUUUCCCAGGAAAUAUAUCCUCCUAUCUCAAAUUUUGACGAGGUUUACAUUGAAUCAGAUUUCCGUUUUUAAACCAGUUUAGAUGAUCAGGUGAUAAGAAAUAUUGAAAAUCAAAGGGAUGCUUUAUUCGAUGAUUUAUUGAGAGGGGUUUAUUAGUAAAAUAAUGGUUAUACUCAGUGGGUGGAGGCUGUAAAUAGAAUGAGAGAAGAGCUACAAAGUGAGAUUAGAAUUUAAGAAUCACAAUUUUAGAACUAGUUAAUCCCAUUCUUAAAGAAUAGAGUAGCUCCUAUAUUCUAAAGUAAUCUAUAGGUUGCUUGCAAUUAAAUGUAAAACAUAAUUCAAUCAUAAGUAACUGAUAUUCUUCCAUUUCUGUAAUCUAAGAAGAUCACAUUCUUGAAUCCUAAGAGGAACAUUUUGACUUUUCAAUAUUUAGUAGGGUUAAGAUAAGUUGCAUUAAGUUUAUCGAAGACAAAUAUUAAGAUAAUUGGAGAGGAUUUUAAUAUAGUUGGAAACAAUACAAGAACAUAUAUUACUUAAAUAGUUUGCUAUCAAAUCUUUGAGAUUAAAGGCUAAAUUAUACUAUGCUUGUUCAAAAGUGGAAUAAGAUAAAAGUAUUCUAUUUAGUUAAGAAAUUCAGUUGAUUUUAGCAUAAUUGGUAGCGUUGAGGUUUAAAGAAAAGUAUUUGCUAUAUCUAGAACAAAUAAAGAAGAGGUAUUCAUUGUAGGGUUUGAAAAAGGUUUGGUCUAGAUAGUUGAUUUGUAUCAAUAAGUCAUUCGAUAAGAGUAUUUGUUCACGCAAAACACUAUCAUAACGAGUAUUUACCCUGGUCUAUAAUUGGGAGAAUAUUAGGGAUUUAUCAUUGGAACAAGCAAAGGACUUAUCUACAUGAGUCUGAGUAGCAGAUAAGAUUAAUUUAGAACUUCAAUUAUUCAUGUUCAAGGAAGAGAUUCCGCUAGUUAUAUAUCUUGCUAAGAUGACUUAGAUUAAGAGUUAUUACUUCAUACUGCCAUUAAAGAUAAUCAAUCAAAUGUUUACUCAAUUUAAAAGCAAGAUCUCUUUUCAUAAGAUAGAAAUAGAGGACAUCAUUUUAUUGUAUUGCAGUCAAGCUAAGUGCCCUUACUCAUUACAAUUGAUGAAUUGAUACUUCAAAUGAAAAAAGUUUCACAAAAUGAGGGAAGACCAUACUAUAUUUUCUAAACAGAAGAAGGAAUAUACAUCUCAAACAUAUUUUCAAAUCACCCAAGAAUAGUAAAAAUGUUUAAGAUUACAUCGAUGAUUUUGAAGCAAUCAGUAUUCUAGUAUAGCUCAUAGAUAAACACUUUGGCUAUCGAUAGAGGAGACAGUUAGGAUAACUAUAUAUUGAUUGCACUAGUUGGAAGCUUAGAGAAACCUAGUCUAGUAAAAUUUAACUUUUCUAGAGAUUUCGUUAGAUUCAAACUUCAAUAAGAGUAAGACUCCUAGUUGCUUUUGUAAUAAUUAUAAAUUUACUGA
This is a messenger RNA of Stylonychia lemnae, 1617 nucleotides long. The record is from the annotation of a GenBank genome assembly. Lineage: Eukaryota; Ciliophora; Spirotrichea; Sporadotrichida; Oxytrichidae.